UUUUAUUUUGAAAGUGUUAUGUUUAGUUAACAAUAAAAAGAUGGUAAAGUGUAUAAUUGGAAGGAUGAUUAGGACGUCGCUUUGGGAGGUGUAUCCGCAUCACCGCACAAAAUGAUGAUAAUCAUCUUCGUAGGAAAACGCACAAGUAACAAAUUCUUUCCAGCAGAACCAGGAAAAGAAAUCACUGACAUCAAAAGCCCAUAUAUCAAUCCACUGCAACUCCCAGAGUAGAUAAUCUAAAUUAUUCACACAGCAUCUCUCCUCUUCCUCCUCCUCCUCCUCCUCCUCCUCCUCCUAACUAUUGGCACUUGCACUAUCUUCAUCAAUGGCGUCUUCUAGGAGAUCUCUCCAGUGUUUAUUGAGCAGAGUUUGCAGGGAAACUAGGAGAAACUAUGGUGCUCUUCCUGAAGGAACCACUCCUUCCUCUUCUCAACAACUCAUCAGCUUGGAGUAUGAAUUCAGCGCCCACAAUUACCAUCCAGUUCCUAUUGUGUUCUCUCAGGCGAAGGGUUCCUCGAUAUGGGACCCUGAAGGCAACAAAUAUCUAGAUUUUCUUUCAGCUUAUUCAGCAGUUAAUCAGGGACAUUGCCAUCCAAAGAUAAUGAAAGCAUUACAAGACCAGGCAGAGAAGCUUACUCUGAGCUCUAGAGCCUUCUAUAAUGAUAGAUUUCCAAUAUUUGCAGAGCACCUGACAAGCAUGUUUGGCUAUGACAUGGUACUGCCAAUGAACACUGGAGCUGAGGGUGUGGAAACUGCUCUCAAGUUGGCUAGGAAGUGGGGUUAUGAGAAGAAAAAUAUCCCUAAGGAUGAGGCCAUCAUUGUCUCUUGUUGUGGCUGCUUCCAUGGCCGUACAUUGGCUGUCAUCUCUAUGAGUUGUGACAAUGAGGCAACUCGAGGGUUUGGACCAUUGUUACCUGGACAUCUUAAGGUUGAUUUUGGUGAUGAAGUUACGCUUGAGAAAAUCUUUAAAGAAAGAGGAGAUCAAAUAGCUGGAUUUCUUUUUGAACCCAUCCAAGGAGAGGCAGGGGUUAUAAUUCCCCCAGAUGGUUACCUGAAAGCUGUAAGACAACUUUGUUCAAAAUAUAAUGUUCUAAUGAUUGCUGAUGAAAUUCAAACUGGCCUAGCACGUACAGGAAAAAUGCUGGCUUGUGAUUGGGAACAAGUUCGUCCGGAUGUAGUAAUACUAGGAAAAGCAUUGGGUGGUGGAGUAAUACCUGUAAGUGCGGUGCUGGCAGACAAAGAUGUAAUGCUUUGUAUUCAACCAGGAGAGCAUGGAAGCACAUUUGGGGGAAAUCCUUUGGCAAGUGCAGUUGCCAUUGCCUCACUAGAUGUGAUCAAAGAUGAGGGGCUGGCAGAGAGAUCCGCCAAUUUGGGAAAGGAACUUAUGGAUCAGCUACUUAAGGUUCAGCAGCAGUUCCCAGACUACAUUAAGGAAGUUCGGGGAAGAGGUUUGUUCAAUGCUGUGGAGUUCAAUAGCAAGACUUUGUUCCCCGUCUCUGCCUAUGAUAUUUGUCUGAAGUUGAAGGAGAGAGGAAUUCUUGCUAAACCCACACAUGAUACUAUUGUCCGGUUAACUCCACCACUCUCCAUAAGUUUGGAUGAACUGCGAGAAGGCUCAAAGGCGCUGCAUGAAGUUCUGGAGCAUGAUUUACCGAACAUGCGGAAAGCCAAACCUGAAAAGGCUUCUCCGCCAGGUUCUACAAUAUGUGACCGUUGUGGGAGAAAUUUGUAUGCUUCUUGCGAUUGAGACAGUAUGAGAAACGAUGGGCAUGUUUCAAGGGGAUUACACUCAAUACUUUUGUCUUAUACCCCAGCGUACAUUUUGUACUUCUAUUAUGCAGCGAUGGGAGGAAUAAUAACAAAAGCAGUAGCAUUUAUCUCUCGUUUUUCUAUUCUAGGUUUUCUGGGAAUGUUGUCUUUUAGACAUUAUUUUAUUUGAGGGAACUUGAACAGCAUUAUGUAAUCUACCAUAAUGCACUUCUUCUAGCACACCA
This is a messenger RNA of Manihot esculenta (cassava), 1994 nucleotides long. Its product is annotated as ornithine aminotransferase, mitochondrial. The transcript is spliced from 10 exons. NCBI's taxonomy places the organism in Eukaryota, Viridiplantae, Streptophyta, Magnoliopsida, Malpighiales, Euphorbiaceae. The record is from RefSeq and is a predicted model, not a curated record. The coding region runs from base 326 to 1747 and encodes 473 amino acids. Gene Ontology annotation, cellular component: cytoplasm. Gene Ontology annotation, molecular function: identical protein binding; L-ornithine transaminase activity; pyridoxal phosphate binding.